Messenger RNA from Necator americanus (New World hookworm), 369 nucleotides. RefSeq lists its product as uncharacterized. Bases 1 to 369 code for a protein of 122 amino acids. NCBI's taxonomy places the organism in Eukaryota, Metazoa, Nematoda, Chromadorea, Rhabditida, Ancylostomatidae. The record is from RefSeq and is a predicted model, not a curated record. The transcript has 2 exons.
AUGGUGCAAGUCAGGAAGUUUAAGUACGACGUCAUCGGACUGACCGAGGCGUUGCGACGCCACCCAAUGAACGUUGUGUGUGACACUGAAGAAGAACAGUUCUUAGGAACAUGCGACAGUAGAGGAGUUGGUGUCCUCGUCAACACGAAUAUGGCAGUAAAUAUCGACUCUUUCGAACAACUUACAACCCGAAUCGGACGUUUACGGAUGAGAGGCUACGAAGAAGAAGUUGAACCUUUCUAUAUGGACUUGGAGAAGUUCUACAAAGAAGAUCAAACCUUCUACAAGGUCAUAAUUGGCAAUUUCAACGCCAAAAUUGGGGCCAGAAGAACGCCUCGAGAACUUCACAUCGAAAGCUACGGCCUUUAG